Molecule: messenger RNA, 5733 nt
Organism: Salvelinus fontinalis (brook trout)
Lineage: Eukaryota; Metazoa; Chordata; Actinopteri; Salmoniformes; Salmonidae
Exons: 4
Coding region: 702-1700 (332 amino acids)
Source: RefSeq, a predicted model, not a curated record
AACCCUGGCUGGGAUAAACAGGCUUUGGUGUCACCCCAACAAUUAUCUAACCAAAAGUACAGUAAUUUUAACAUUCAUAAUAAAGACUAUCCUGUCCUAUCUCUGCCUUCGAACUACUGCUAUAUCGAUCCUGGCAAAAGUCGAUGUUGGAUACGGCCAAUUUUUUCAAUAAGCUGCAUUUGAGUCGUACGAUCAUCUCGCGUGUUCCGGUCACGAAGUCUUGUUUUCAUCAUACGACAGUAGACUACUGUACCAGCUGAACCCAACAGACGAUGGAGGAGAGGGAGGCUGCGACUGUCGAAAUGUAUCGUGCUCCGUUUCCAUACGUUACAUCCUACUUGCUAUGGUGACCUUGUUAUGAGUAUUUUGGCAAUAACUGUUACUGACGCAGCGAGAUGGUGCAGCAGUAAUGAAAACCUAUUUAUCCUGUUGUAGCCUCCCAGGACCGUUAUGCGAUGCAUCGCUGAUUUUUUUCUGUGUACAGGCUAUCAUCUUUCGUUCUUGAUACAACGUUAUCGCCUGCAAAUUAUGUUGAAUUGAUCUCAAUUAUUGAAAGAAUAUCCUAAAUGAUUUUGGAACAUUCCUGGAAAACAAUCAUGUAUGGAUCGAAGAACUUGUUUAUAGAUCUUAUGAAUUUCAUAUCGUAAUUCUUUGGGACUCCGUUCGACAUUAUAUAAAAUAGCACGGACAGGUGUGUCAUCAUGGAACCUACAGGCUCCACCUUGGACAUGCAGAUGGAGAGUGUUGAGAGGAGUACAGUGUUUCUCAGACAAGAACAUCUCACCCUACUGCAUGGCCUACACCUGGAGAUCCUGUCCUUGCAGAAACGAUGUAGCGAGUUGACAUGUGAGCUGAAUGUGAAGCCUCCAGGCAAGAGUGAACUGGACCUGGCGGAGGAGGAGGAGCAGCUGGAGGCCCGCUGUCUGGAAGUCGAAGAUCGCCGGGCCGAGCAGCAGUGCACGCUGGGAGAGCUGUGUAAGGAGCUGACUCACAAGGGGGCGCUGGUUGGUGUGCUGCGGGCUAACCUCAAGGACAAGGAGCGCCACUUCCUGGACGAGCUGAAGCGCCGCAGCCAACGCUCCACGGUGCUCAACACAGAGCUACAGAGGCAGACCGAGGCGGCAGCCUACCUCUCGUUCCAGCUGCACGCUGCCCGACAGAAACUGCAACACCAGCGGCUGCAGCAGAGAAAGCAGGCCCUCAGGGAGAACUGGGAGAAUAGGGAUCGUCAUCAUGGGAAUCCUCCUGGGCCCCAGUACAGCCAAGCAGCCGAGUGGGACACCGCCAUCUUUUCUCCCUUUUCUCCCCAGUCGCCCUCCGGUUUCUCCAAUGCCUCCAACACCAGCUCUGCCAUAGCCUCCCCUGUGAUCAAGCCUAAACGCAGGGGCAGCAGGACCAUGUCAGGGCACCAGCUCCGGGCGGAGAGGGCCAGGGAGUGUGUCCCCCAGGAGAGGGUGACGUGCCCUGCAGAGCCCACCGCCAUGCCUGACCCAGCGCUGUUCUUCCACCCUCACCGCAGGCACCACAGGUCCAGGGCCAGGCAUUCCUACUCCCUGGCCCACAGACAGAAUCCUCUGGUGGGGGAAAGAGGGGAGGAGGAGGGGGGUGGAGAGGGGCCCAUGGAGCCCCAGGACGGAGCUCCUCCCAGACUGGCAGCCACAGCCACAGCAUCACCUGCUGGCUGCUCAAACCAAGGCUGAAUAACUAGCCCCACUGUGACCAUCCCUAGAAAUGCAUCAUCAUCAUCACUAUCAUCAUAAUUAUUGUCAUCAUCAUCAUCAUCGCUAUCCUCAUAAUCACUAUGACUAUCUGAUUUUAUUAAUACUGUAAAUCGCCCAUUGUCCUGCACCUUUAUCAAAUUGAUACUGAGAUUAAUUUAGCAUUGUUGAUUAUAAUCCUAUUAACUCUAAUUACUGGUAUUUAGAUGUAUUGCUAUGAUGAACACUUUUUAUAAUUAUACAUUUUGACAUGACCUGAAUUAACCCAAACUUCCAGGUGUACGAACACCCAAUGAGGUUGUUGUUACUAAUCACUUCACGUCAAUGUGUAGAAUCAUGUAGUUGAAUGCAUUUACACUGGCGUUGCUCUAUAUAACGUUAUUAUGGGGCCUUAUCUGAGUGUGGCCUCUUGUGUGGAGGUUAGUUUAACCUAUGGCCUGUUGCCAUAGACCACAGCACCUACUGUGCAAUUACCUUACCCUUCUGUGUCGUUUUAGGGCCAACCAUAAAUCAACCCUGGGUUGCCCUUGUAGAAAACAUUUUCUGACCUCUGUUACGCUGAGUCACAGUUGGGUAGCGUCUGAGCAUCUGUGUAUGUCCUUGCUGUGAAUACUAUUACAUUUCAGAUCUGCAUCAGUGGCCUUCACUUGAAAAGUUCCCACAUGGCCAAGAGGUGUAGUCAUACCGUCAUAUCCCACUGAAUCUUUCUUUAUUCCAUUGGUCAUACAAUAGGUAGGCCUACAGCACACCCUAUGUGUUAUACAAUAAUUGAAAGUAACAUUAGUCCACUGGCCUCACACACAGAUCUUAGUGGGUUUCAAUUAUAUUGUGUCUCUGAGCUUUAAAAAAAACUACAAAUAUUACCAAACACUGAUGAAGCUAUUGGAUGAGUUAAACUGGAGUUCCUGGCAUCCUGCAUAAAUAGGGGGUGGUAUAGGUAACCUUCUAAUCUAGCAGAUGCUUUGCAAUAACAGAACCCUUUUGGGUAAUAAUGCAUUGGGACCAGUUUGGCCAGAUGCUUCUCUCAGGUUUAGUGAGGUGUGUGUAAUACUGUACACAGAGAAUAGUAUUUCUCUGUUUAUUUACAUCUGUGGUUUGCUGGCGGUGUUUCACCUUAGGGCUGUGGCUUAUUUUAUCUCACUAUUACUAGUCAAGAAAAAAGGGGUUAUUAGGGCCUUCUGGUAGAUUUGUCUCUUGUCUCAGAUAGCUGAGAAGAGAAAAUUCUCAUUUUCUUAAACAAAGUGGUCAUUUUGGUUAUCUACAUGGUAGAUUCCAAGCUGUGUAGACAGCAGCUGUUGAAAGCCAUUAGUUGACGCUAUGAAACCAGCCAAUGACAUUGAUUUGCACUUGGCUGACCCUAGUGGUGUAGUGAGAGAAUAGCACCCAACCAGAUGAAGAUGUGUGGUGUCACUUGAUCUGAACAUUUAACCUAGUCUCUUUUCCUUUUUAUUGUCUAUUAGUUGAUGAAAUUGGUGGAUUUUACAUUCAACAUCAGAUAUUCUUACAUUUUGAAACUGUAUAUCUUGGUAGGUAAUAUAUCUUAACCCUUAUAUGAAUGUACAUAUAUAGUCUGAUAAUAACUCAAUAUAACACAGACGUAAUCUUUUUAGUAGACACUCUUAGCCAGAGCGAGUACAUACUUUUUCAUACUGGUCCCCCGUGGGAAUCGAACCCACAACCCUGGUGUUACCAGCGCCAUGCUCUACCAACUGAGCCACACGGGAAAUGUUGUCAAUGAGUUAUUUAAUACAAAAUAUUUCUUAUUAAUCAAUAUAAAAUGGAAUACUGUAAAAGGUAUUAGAAGGAUAUGUUUUAUUAUGAUUGUUUAACUUAAUAUUUUUUAUGACUUAUUUUACUGAUUGUUUAAUAUAUUAUGUUAAUUAUAUCACAGAAUGUUAUAAAACUAUUGUUAUUUUCUGUAUUUAUCUGUCUAUGAGGCAUUUGGAGGAGGUAUUGUCAUGGAAUGCCUUGAAGAAGAGAAGAUGGGUUGAAUUCAGUGCAGACAUUUAACAUUGUGUUUUUUACAAUGUAAGAAGAGCUGCCUCAUUACUGAAAAGCAAUCAACUUAAACUGUUGCUGGCAACAAUUGCUGUCAAGCCUCCCAAAAAAUGUCCGUGUCCCAUAGGCACAACUUUCUUUUUCUGUGUAGAAAAAUGCCCAGAUUCAUGGUCAAGGCCUCCAUAAUGGCCCUUAAACCUUAGCCUGCAAGCAAGCAAUUUAUCAUGACUGUGCACUAUUUCCUCAGCUUCUGAGAACACAUUCCCCAUUCAAUUUCGAAAUGACAGUAACAUGACAAUCCUCAUUGAAAAUGUUUAUAGAGUACAUGUUCUUCUUAGGGAACUAGAAGUUAGACUGUUAAGCUUUCAUUUAAAGCACAUGUCCUUGGAUGAUGUUCUUGUGAUAUACUGUACCUGUGCUUAUAGUGGUGUAGGUACAGAUGUGGUCUGUGGCUAGAGCCAGCUAUGUCCCAAAAAUAUCCUUACUUUCACACGGACACAUUCCACUCUACAACUAAGCAAUAAGAACAGAGAAAACUGACACUUCAAAUCUUACACAUUUUGGACAUUGAAAUGUGUAAGUGACACACUGAUAUGAUAUAUCACAGACAAAUAACAAAUAAAAACACUAUCCCUUUAUUCUUAAUCAAAUAGCUAAACAGCUUUGAUAUACUGUUGAAUCAGAUUGUGGUGAAAAGUGUCUUAUGACAACAAUGAUGAGCCAAAGAGGCCCAACACAGUUGUAUGAUGUUCUGCCAUAGAGUAGUCCUGCUGUGACUAUGCUGUGUAACGUUGCAGCAUGGCCAUGCACAAUUACAUAGAAAAAAAACUAAACGUACCUUGUCUGUCAUGAAUGUUGAAGAACAUUAUAUUUGAAUUUACUCUGCCAAUUGUCCGUGGGUCGAAAUUUUAGACAAAAUAUCCACAGGAAAGCAUUAUUAAACCAACUUCGAAACGCGGGUCUCUGUGUGUGGCAAUCAAUAUUUGUCUGCUCGUGACCUAAGGCAUGUGCACAAGACGGAAUUACACGUACAAGAUGCAUGCAUACAAAUGCAUGCAAAGUCGUGCCAGGUGAUAGAAAUUGCACUCUAAAAAGUUGGGUAAAUAAUACUUUCCUGUGGAUAUUCUGAAGGACCAACCUCACAGAUGACAGCUAGAGUAAGUUCAAAUGUAAUUGUAUUGAACAUUCUGGCUUGUAAGGAAACUUUUUUUCAGACUGUAUACCAAAUAAUUGGUAUCAGUCUGAUUUAUUAGGCAAGCCUUGUUCUCCUCUUUCUAAAUAACAGGGGAGGAUGAGUCUUAAAAGUAUUUUUUUGAUUCUUCAUAGAAAACUCAGAUCUUCCCCUUCUGCUCUCCUUGCUUCCUUCUGAUCCUUUGAGGAGGCAAGGAGAACAGACACAAGGAAUCAAGCAAUGACUUUUGAGAUCACCCUGGUAUCCUCACUUCUAUCUUCUAUCUGGUUUCCAAUUCCACAUUUACUAAAAUGUUUCUUGAUCCAUUUACUCACUAGCAUGAAGAAAAUGAGGAUGAGGGAGACAUUUGAAUGACUUUCUCCUACUGAGUAUGUCUUCCAUUUUGAGGGAGGAAAGUUUUUUUGUGUAAAAACUCUCGCCAUUGGCGCCCAGAGGUCAAUCCUGACAGAAGCCGGAGGUCACAGAGGUAAAUCCACAGCAUUAGUUCAUACUAGUGGAUUUCACCAUCACCGCAUCGCGAGACCAUGAGCCGGACUCAUGUCCACUACAUGGGCAUUUUAAUAAGUAUUUAUUUUUAAAUUGUUUGAUAUGUUAAGUCUUUUCAAGCAAUUAAAAAGCACCACUCUAUAUGUUCCCUCAGGCAUACAACAUAUGGUAUGCAGUGAGACACUCUGAGGGCGCCUCCUCUCAAGACCAUGAGGUGUGUUGUGUCAUACGGUCCCGUGCUGGGCAACCCCCACCCCCGUCUCUACCGCACUACUAUGUUAGCUUGCUGUAGAGCAUAGAGCUGUACACAUUAUUCAAAUAAAAUGUAGGAUUGACUAA